Messenger RNA from Eriocheir sinensis (Chinese mitten crab), 4931 nucleotides. Its product is annotated as probable inactive 1-aminocyclopropane-1-carboxylate synthase-like protein 2. The transcript is spliced from 9 exons. Lineage: Eukaryota; Metazoa; Arthropoda; Malacostraca; Decapoda; Varunidae. Gene Ontology annotation, biological process: biosynthetic process; amino acid metabolic process. The coding region runs from base 263 to 1591 and encodes 442 amino acids. Gene Ontology annotation, molecular function: transaminase activity; pyridoxal phosphate binding. The record is from RefSeq and is a predicted model, not a curated record.
UCAGCUGAUCUUGACAGGAGAGGAGAAAGGGACCGAGGACUAGAGUCAAGUGGAAGGGGAGGAAGAUAGGAGAGCCCCAUAAAACACCCACGAAGAAGAAGAAUAGGAGGUAGUUUGGACUCAUCAAAUCAUAUUCAUCCAAUCAGCUGAUCUUGACAGGAGAGGAGAAAGGGACCGAGGAGGAGAGUCAAGUGGAAGGGGAGGAAGAUAGGAGGUAAUUUGGACUCAUCAUAUCAGCAGCAACGUCACCACCUCCUUCGAGAUGGCUGCGUGUACCCCCGAGAAGAGUGAGUUUGGGGAGGCCCUGAGUGAGCCUCCCCCGGACAUGGUCUCCCAGCGGUCCCUCCAGACUCUGUCCUUCACCACCUUCUCCUCGGCCCUCGCCAAAAAGGUCCAGGACAACCAGUACCACCUCCAUGACAACCCUGAAGGUGUGGUCAACCUGGCCAUAUCAAUCAACCAACUCAUGGAGGAGGAGGUGCUUGCUCAGGUAAACAAGGCACUCACGCUGACACACCGGCACCAGUACUACAACGACACCACUGGCAUUCGGGAGCUGCGAGAGGCUUUGGCGAACUUUUUGACUCGCCACCACAAACCUAACAAAGCGAUCAGUCCAGACAAUCUGUUGGUGAUGAAUGGCCUCACAGCUUGUUUCGAUGCCCUCAGCCACACCCUCUGUGACCCCGGGGAUGUGGUCAUCACCCCCACACCUGUGUAUGGCCGCAUCUACACCAACUUUUACGAUCGCUCGGGUGCCACUGUAGUUCCUCUUCAUUGCUCAGAAACGAAUGACUUUGCCCUUGAAGAAGAUAAGUUGGAAAGUCUUAUUAAGAGUCAACUAGAUGAAGGAAAACGUGUACGUGUGUUUGUUCUCCUCCACCCGCACAACCCUCUGGGCCACACCUACUCCACCAAGCAGCUGCACAACAUUAUGGAGAUUUGUGCUCAAUACAAAAUACAUGUCGUGGUUGACGAGAUCUAUGCCUUCUCCGUGUAUGAUGAAGACACACAGUUCAACAGUGUUUUGGGAAUGACAUCGCUGCCAGACCCUCAGAGGACGCACGUGCUCUGGGGCUUCAGUAAGGAUUUUGCUGUUCCUGGGUUUCGUAUUGGCGUGAUACACAGCUUAAAUCCAUGGGUAUUGUCCUGUCUGGGAACACUGUCCCACUAUCACUCCAGUCCACCACUCACACAACAUGCUGCUGCUACUCUCCUCAAUGAUGUAGAGUGGUGUGACAAUUUCUACAUACCCACCAACAAAGAGAGGUUAGCUGCUGCGUACAAAAAGGUCUGCGAGUCCCUCCAGGGGUGUGGAGUGAAGGUUCACAAGGCUGUGGCAGGGAUCUUCCUCUGGGUGAACAUGCAGCCUUUCCUAGAGGAGUGCAACAAGGAAAAUGAGUUGGCCUUGUUCAUGGCAUUGCUGAAAGGUGGCGUGUGUGUGCUGCCUGGCCAGAAGCUGUACUGUGCCGACCCAGGAUGGUACAGGGUUGUGUUUGCUGCCAAGGAGGAUGCACUUGAUGAAGGACUGGCAAGAAUGCAGGCUGUUUUAUCAGAAUGGAAGCUGAGAAAGGAAAGUAAAACUACAUGAUAGUAUUUGGGUGGCCACAAGUGGCCAUGAUAAGCUGCCUGCCUUACCCUGGUCCUCCUUUCAUGUGGCUUUUAAAUCUCAAGGAAUGGGGAAGCUUUAUAUCAAAACAAUGAUGAAAAUACACUGAUUUUUCUAAAUAUAACUAUCCAAAAGAUUUUUAUUUUUUUUUUUUUCCCACUUCUUUUUUGAGGUUCAUGGUGUACUGGAAGUAACAAAAUCCAAAUGACAAACUUUACUUUAUUUUCACAUUCAAGAAAAGCAGCCCUGUUCCUUUUUUUGCAGCUUCAGACUUGUUGCUUUCUUGACUCUCCCAAGGGUCAUGGCAGUAAUGCCAUUCAUUGUGGAAUACAAAUUUUUGGUGUUAUAAACGUCAAAUGUUUUAUCAGUGCAGCUAUUGAUUUUAACACUAUGCAAGAAUACUGAUAGUCAUGAUAUGAGGAUAAUUAGUCAUAAUACAAGAAUUAUAAAAUUUUCAGCACAGCUUAGACAUUGGGCUGGCUGCUUAAUUUUCUGCUUGUUUAAAACUUUUGCAUUCAUUCUGACUGCAUGCUUUUUCAGUUUUGAUAUACAAGAGUGCACACAAACUAAUUUGCUCCAGUAUCCUUGACCAUAGGUAUUGUUGAAAGAGACCAUGCUGGCAACACCAUACAGUUUGAACUCAGCACAAUGACAUUCUCAGUUAAGUUAGACUGAGUACUUAAGACAUUCUCUAUAGCACUAAUGUUGUAACCUACCACAUUAUCUUAUGCUUUUUGUUACAAUGAAGGAUUGUUAAAUUUUCGUUACAUGUUUGUGAGAGGGAGCAGGACCAUCAGCAUGACCCUUCCGGUGUUUCAUAUUCUCCUUUUCUUCCUCCUGAGCCUGGCAAGCUGGAUCUCCUCACCUACACAUUCCUUUCUUUAGCUACCUCUGUCUGCUACCAAAUGGGACAUCAGCUUUUAACAAGUAACAGUGCAUCUUAUAACUUGUAAGGUGACUUUUCUUAUUAACCCCUAGAGGCUGGGUGACUUACUAGUAUGUCAACUUUGUGACGGCUCAAAAGCUGGGCAACAUGUAUGUACAUAAUUAGAAUUCUUAUUUGAGUUUGAGCUCAUCAGUAAUCUCUUAAUUGUCUAAGGGCUGCUUUCACAGUCGUCUGGUACGCACCUUAACCAAAUGGUCCUACCAUCCUGGUAGCAGCUGUUACCAUUGCCUCGAUCCGCUUUCACAGUCGCUGUUUUCGUGGUAUCGGCGACUACCAGCGUGGUAAUGAUCAUGAGAAGACGAAGCCGCAUGAUUCGGCAGUGUUGGUAUGCCGGAGCGGAGGGAAAUGUCUACAUUACAUCAGCUGAGCGGAGGAUUAUAAAGGAUAAAUGUGAAAAAUAAACGUACAAAAAGUAUACAUGAAGAACAAAAUUAAAAAAAUAACUGUGAAGAAUAAAUAUGAUGAUAAUAAUAUGUGGAAUGUCUCGCUGUAAUACACCACUCAAAUCUGCUGAUAGCCUAAUGUUUCCUAGGGAUAAUAGGUGAAAAAAAAAAAUAUAUAUAUAUAUAUAUAUAUAUAUAUAUAUAUAUAUAUAUAUAUAUAUAUAUAUAUAUAUAUAUAUAUAUAUAUAUAUAUAUAUAUAUAUAUAUAUAUAUAUAUAUAUAUUACAUUUGUUCAUUAUUCACACUUAUUUAGCAGACUUCACAUUUAUAUUUUACAUAACAGGGCUGAUUUCCUUAUAUGUAUGAAACAUGCAUACAUAUGGGGCUAUCUAGAAUAAUACAAAAGUUUGACCAAGAAGGCAUUACAGGUGACAAGUAUUAAAGUCCUCCCUUCUCCUUUGUUGUGUAUUUUGCAAUAAUAAACCAUCAAUCAAUCAAAUUGAAAUUCUCAGCAGGACAUUUACUGUCAGCAGGUGAAGUGAGUUCAUGUCAUUCAAAGUCUUCUAAUUUUUUUCUCAUUACCAUUGAAGCCAUACAAUGUGUUGCUGUAUGGUGUAAUAUUUUUUAACAGCCAUUUAAAUAAAUAAUAUAACCACUUGAGGGUAAGAAUUUGUAUUAUUUACUAAUUAAUGUCAUUGGUAAGCUCCAUUGGGGAGCCCCCGCGGCUACCAGAGCUCCGUUACCAGAGGUUCCAAUCUCUGGUACUGAUGCAAACAAACAGCGCCACAAAAGACUGUGAAAGCGGAUUUCUUGUUGGAAGCGGCGAUCACUGCUCAUUGGUAACGAUCAAAACAAACGAAAGUGACUGUGAAAGCGGCCAUAAGCCUAUAAAUACACUAAACAGGGGGUAGAUUUCACUGUACAUGUGGUGUUGAUAUUGAAGUAUGUGGUUGACUUUCUAAUGUUUGCAUGAGAGCACUAGCCUCACCCAACAAUGUGGGAGUGAGAAGCUAGUUGUUUCUGCAUACUGGAGGACUGAAGUAAAUGAUGACACUGAAUAUUUCUACUUCAGCAGUUUUCAUUUAAUUUGAAGUGGAAGACUUGUCAGUUUGAGCAAAAAUGCCCAGCUUGUGUGCACGGCAAAUAUCAAACCCGCCCAGCCUUAAGGGGUUAAGACCCUUUAAACUCCUUAUUCUAUAUUUUCAAGUUUGAUGCAGAGAUGCAUCCCAGACUCCAGAGUGACUUACUUGAUCAAGACCUUCCAUGCUACUUUUUUGUUGUUGUUCUUAAUGUAUGGUUACAGUUAGGCAUGGUUCAUAGUCCUCAAGUCCAGAGUAGCAUUUACCUGCAAGAGAUUCAUGAAUGUAUAUAAUGUCAUCAUUGAAAAUAAGUUAAAGCAUGAAAACAGCUUUACUGAAGAAAAAUAUAUCCAGCUAGACCAUCAAGAAAUCUUAUGGAUAGUAGUCUUAAGUGUUGUGUCACCUUCAGUGAUUGAUCCCAACAGUACUCAUAAGAUUAGUGUGUCAUGUGUUAGUACCUAAUGAAGAGACAUAUUAGUCUUCACUGCAGGCACAGUACUAUGGUGAAUGGUGAAAAUAUUCUUAGAAAACUGGAGAUAUUCGGGCAGUGUUGAGAGACUUUCCAAAGAUGAGUUAAUGGGAGUGCAUUGCAGGGAGGAGUUGAAAAGGACCUAGGGCCAUCAAAUUGAUGAAAAUAAUUGUUUUUAAAGGCUCUGCUUUUGUUUUCUCUGCUCCUUUGAGAAAAAUAUCCUUAUGCGCAUCCAUGCACGCACACACACAUGCACACAAGAAAAAGUUAUGCUUUUGGUUCAGCUACACACACCAACUAAAUUCAUGUUUUUGGUUCUGCCUAAAGACUCCUGGUGUGUUAGAUGCUUGAGGUAUUACCGUUACAUGAUAUUUGUUGCCAGUUACCAGAAGAUAGAAGUAAUAGUUUAGAUUUUUGUACAUUCUUAAUAAAUUUGUGACCAAUA